Messenger RNA from Armigeres subalbatus, 2008 nucleotides. Its product is annotated as peptidyl-prolyl cis-trans isomerase FKBP8. Gene Ontology annotation, biological process: negative regulation of apoptotic process; protein folding. Gene Ontology annotation, molecular function: protein binding; peptidyl-prolyl cis-trans isomerase activity; protein folding chaperone. Lineage: Eukaryota; Metazoa; Arthropoda; Insecta; Diptera; Culicidae. Bases 250 to 1422 code for a protein of 390 amino acids. The transcript is spliced from 6 exons. The record is from RefSeq and is a predicted model, not a curated record. Gene Ontology annotation, cellular component: endomembrane system; membrane; mitochondrial envelope.
CGCAGUUGAACGCUGCAGCUGAACUGCAAACUUCUGAGUGUGUUGGAGGUUCGACGACAUCGGACCGAAGGAGCUAUUCUUUUUUUAAAUAGUAAUAUUUAUAAAAACUCACUAGCUCUAUAAAGUUUCAAUAUUACGGACAAUUUUGCAGUUUAUCUUAAAACAAAAUCAAAAGCGCGAUAUUAGCACCAGAAGGAGCAACACUCGUACAUUGGUCGACCGUCUUCAUUAUUUUACAGUUAAAUCAACAUGGACGCGGAAAAGUCAAGUAGCAGCUCGUUUGAAGAUCUUUCGAACCUCAAUGAGCAAGAACGGGCUGAAAUGAAUUCCUCCACGGGGCAACAACAGGAUGUAACAAACAAUUCCCCAAAAGAAGAAUAUAUGGACAUUCUCGGCAAUGGAACACUACUGAAAAAGGUAUUGAAAGAAGGCCAAGGCGAACGUCCCGAGGGUAGAGACAUUGCCGUUAUAAAUUAUACUGGCCGGUUGGAUGACGGAACCAUCGUUGAAGAGGAGCGAAAUGCCGUUGUUCAAAUCGAUGAUGUAGAGGUGGUACAAGGACUGGACAUGGCAUUGAAGCUAAUGAAUGUUGGCGAACAAGCCGAGGUAAUUGUGAGCUCAAGGUUCGCGUAUGGUGAACAAGGCUUGAAAGAUGAGGACCGUCCGGAUCGAAGCGUACCGCCGAAUGAGAAAAUCACCUACACCGUGGAACUAGUAUCGACUAAGGAAGAAUCUGAACUGGAGACUAAAGCCUACGCAGCACGGAAGGACAUCGGAAACAAGAAACGUCUGAGGGGUAACUUCUGGAUGAAACGACAGGAGUACAAUUUGGCUAUUCAAAGCUAUCGGCGAGCGUUGGAAUAUUUAGACGAAAGCGAGGGUGGUAUUACGAAUCCUACGGAGAGUGGGAAUUUGGAGCCAACGAACGCCGAACUCCAAGAGCUAUUAGAAGAUCGCAUGAAAGUUUAUAACAAUCUGGCUUUGGCUCAGUUAAAGAUUGCCGCCUAUGACGCUGCUCUGAAGUCAGUAGAACACGUUCUACAGUGUCAGCCAAAUAACGCAAAGGCAUUGUUUAGGAAAGGAAAGAUCCUUGAUGCCAAAGGGGAUACAAAAGCGGCAAUAUCAUUCCUUCAGAAAGCGGCAACUAUCGACGAAGACGACAAGUUGAUUCAAUCUGAACUUUCUAAAUUAAUUGUAAAAUCGAAACGCGAAGCACGCAACGAGAAAGAUUUGUACCAGAAAAUGCUGGGACACGCGCAGAAGCUGGAGCAGAAAACGAAAGCCACACCUGCCACUCAUAAUCGGGAAACUUCCAAGCUCUGUUCUUUCUUUCAGUUCAAGCUAUGGGGCUACCUCAUGGGUUCCAUUCUAAUUGGCGUCGCAGGCGUGGCCAUCUAUCGGUACAACAAUAGGUACUUUUAGACUUUGUCAGGAUUAUCGGGACCGUGCUGCAGAAACUCGUCAAAAUUAGAGACAAAGCUCGCGAUUGAUGAUUUUUUUUUAUAUGAAAAUCAUUUCGUUUAAUACUGGUAGCCAGCCGUAGUGCGGAAUGGGAAUCAUCACAUUUACAUGUACUUCGUCAUCGAUAUGAAAUUAGGUUUUCAGUCAGAUAGCUAAUCAAUUAUCUACUGCUUACUUAACACUGCAAGCACUUGGAAAUCAUCUAUCUACAUACUACUCAAGAAUAAAAAGACAGUGAGCCUCUUUCCAGAGAUGAUCAAAUUUUAUAAUGAAGCAUUUUUUAUUAUACGUAUUUGUUUUUCAAACUGCAAAUAGAAAUGAGCUUUUUACCGAUUAGAAAUAUCGUAAAGAUCUUAUUUAUGAAACCUCCCAGUAGAUUACUUUAGCAUGUCAGUAGCAGCAGUAGUAGUCGAAUAUUUGGCUAGGGGUCGUUAUAUGUCAUUCCAAAGUGCAGGUAUAGUGCGUAAUUUAACGUAAGAGUGCGAAGCAAGUUUAGAUUUUUCAGUUUUUUUAUGAAACAAUAAAUUAAACUAUUUACUUAACUGUA